Molecule: messenger RNA, 1255 nt
Organism: Corylus avellana
Lineage: Eukaryota; Viridiplantae; Streptophyta; Magnoliopsida; Fagales; Betulaceae
Product: protein ELF4-LIKE 4
Biological process (GO): entrainment of circadian clock; positive regulation of circadian rhythm
Source: RefSeq, a predicted model, not a curated record
AAGUUUUCUUGUACGGUUUGAACGUAUGAAUUCCCAAUUUGGUCCUUGUUUUCUGGUAUUCCUGAAUUUCAGGUAAUACCCAUUUCGAUUAUUAAAUGGGUUUUCACUUUAAUUUUGUUUUCAACAUUUUGGACCUUCUUUUUAAGUUUUGUUUUAUCUUAUUUUCCCUGGGUUUUUAUUUUUAUUUUUUGUAUUUUUGCUUGUAAAGAUCAAUAAUGCUGUCUGUGCAGUAGUACCCCCUCAUGGCCUCAUCUUCUCCGCAUCAUUGACUGGAAUUUUUUUUGGGUCUUAGAGAUUCUUUUUUGGGACUCUGAGCUUUAGGUGGGUAUUUUCUGUGUACAUUAAAAAAGGUUCCCUUUUAUGGAAAUGGGAUCUGCUUUUCCACAUCUCAUCAUAAAUAAUAACAAUACUAAUAAUAAUAAUUCAUGUUGGUUAUCUGAUCCCCUUGUAAAAAGAAGCACCCAUGGAGGUCAUGAUUUCUACCACAGACCUUGUCUUAUGUGCACAAAUGCCUUAAAAAAAUGCCAAACCUUCUCAUGUUUUGUCUGGGGUUUUGGUUUGUGUAGCUGUGUAAGCUAUAAGCAUGUACAGGACUGGUUUUGAUUCGACAGAAUUCUGGCUCUCAAAAGAAUGGAGGGUGACACAUUUUCAGGACUUGGUAAUGGCACCCAGAUUGAUGGCAAGGUCUUGCAGACAUUUCAGAAAAGCUUCUCUCAAGUCCAGAAUAUCUUGGAUCAGAACAGGCUCCUCAUCAACGAGAUAAACCAGAAUCAUGAGUCCAAGAUCCCUGACAACCUCAGCAGGAAUGUGGGUCUGAUUAGGGAGCUCAACAACAAUAUCAGGAGGGUGGUUGACCUCUAUGCAGACCUUUCCAGUUCCUUUACCAAAUCCGUGGAAGCUUCCUCCGAGGGGGAUUCUAGUGGUGCUUUGAAAUCAGAUGGCAAAGCUGGCCACAAACGAAAUAGGCCUGCAUAGAAAAUUUGAGUGUGGGAAACACAAGAAUUUCACAAUUCGUGUUGAGGUGGUAGAGCAUGAUUAGAUUUUGUAACUCUCUUGUAUCAGUGAACUGUCUAGUUCUUCUUCACUUACAUUUCGUAGAGAAAUAAUGAAUUUUCCAGAAGUUCUACUUGGCCUCGAUGUAACUCAGUGUAACUGUGGAUCUAAUUUAAAAGUACCGAGCUUGUAUGUGCCAUCUAUUUUCUUCUUCUGGUCCUGUUCUUGACAAUGGGUAAUAAAGCUUCUUCUUCUUCUUUUU